Messenger RNA from Formica exsecta, 3008 nucleotides. RefSeq lists its product as uncharacterized. The transcript is spliced from 14 exons. NCBI's taxonomy places the organism in Eukaryota, Metazoa, Arthropoda, Insecta, Hymenoptera, Formicidae. The record is from RefSeq and is a predicted model, not a curated record.
AUGGAACUGUUUGAAUUAGACAUCCUACUGCCGCAGAUGAAGAUCAAAUUAAUGUCAGGAACGACAGAUACACAGAUGUGGGUCGCGGAGCAAAUAUUAAAGUAUCUGAAAAAAACAAUCGAGUCAAAGAGAGAACAUCUUGUGGAAAAACUCGUUAAAUGUGACAUAAUCUCUACCAUAUGCGAUGCAAUGCAAACGACUUGUUCUACAGAUGAAAAUUUUGUUAAAGUUGUUCUCGAGUGUCUUGAGAUUAUAAGCGUCUAUAAAAAGUUCUACGAAAAUCACACGGCCAUGAGUGCUAUAAAAUCAAUGUUAAGAAUUAGUUACUGUGUGUACACAUCACUCAAAGACACGGUACUGUUUGAAGAGGUUGUACAAGGUGUCUGCAAUAUACUUGUUAGAUCAAUGAAAUUAGCUGUGGAUUUUGACACUGUUUGUGUUCCACAACAAAUUAUAUUUUUCAUAAAGGAACUGGAUGUCCAAGAUUCGCGAAAUAAUAAGAUGAAAUUUAUGAUCGUCACGAUAUUAAAUGUUGUUCUGCAACAAAUAACUAUCGAUGAAAUCGUUGAUGCAGAGAUAAUUAUUGACAUCUCUUGCGAUGCAUUAAAAUCAAUGAUAGAAAUUGUCAAAUACGGCGACGAUGAUAACACGAUUUUACGCGCUACUGCCUUAUUAUGCGGUACUUGCGCCGGCAGUUCUCGGUAAAGAAAAGACAUCGAUAAAGUUAUUUUUCUUACUAUUAAUAUUCAAUCUAAUUUUCAGAAGUCUGUAAUUUCUCAAAAGAAGAACAAUCUGUCAUUUUGCAUUUAUGAUACGAUAAUGAAUAUAAUUAUACCAUAUGUCAAAGAUGCAGAUUUGUCUCGUAUAGACUCAAACGAGUUUCACAGAAAUUUCAUCUUUUGUCUGAACAAUUUGUAUCAGUUGGAAAAUUGUUAUCAUGACAAUUUGUCAAACUACUUGGUUGCUAAUGGUUAUCUGAAGUACUUCUUGCUCUUGACUCUAGAGUUUCCGAAAAAUUUACGAAGAAACAUUUGCUUAUUACUAUCACAGAUUCUGAGUAUUCUUAGUAAAAGAGCAUUCUCAAUCAAAGACAAGAACGAGUUUACACAUUGUUUGCGCAAAGAUUUUCUUGACUUAAUAUCGAAAGGUUCGACGAAAGAGCGAUGGAACGAUGCUGUAGCGUCCUGUCGUGGAAAUGAUGGAACGGCCUUGCUGAUUUUGUUAUAUUAUCAUUUCCAAGGCACUGGAGAAAACGACAUGAUAUCUUUGGAGUCGUUAAUUGCUAGAAUCAUGGUAUUUUCAAUAUCUAAGCCAAUCUCAGUCCCGGUUUUAAAACCUUUAUGGUUUCUAUUUGCUGUGACAUCUAUCUCUCACCGGUCUCCUAAUUCGAUACGUAAUUACGAAAAUGCGGUUACUAGAUUAACGAAUAUCCUGCAAAAGUUAGAGAUCAGCAAUUUUUAUACUCACCACAUCGAUCUUCUACAUUAUUAUCUUAAAUGCUCAAACGUUUCGCAGAACUUAUUGAAUCAAGUUUUAAAUUUAUGGUUGAUAGAAUCCGAUGGUGAUAUCAAGCCGUUACUAUCAUUCAAUUGUGACAAAGUGGUUCGCCAUUUAUUGGUUGUGAUACGGAACGGUUAUCCCGAACAUGUUAUCAGUGCAGCUAUGAAAGGACUCCGUCAUCUAAUUCAAAUUGACAAUAAUGAUAAACACAUUGUAGAACAAGUCGCGGAAACUGUGUGGCACAUGCUGCCUAACAUACUUUCAUCAUAUCAUUCAGAUACUGUUGCGCAUAUAGAAGCAGCUUUGGAAUUAGCCAAUAUUACUCAACCACAUAUAAUGCCGAUUGAAAUUAUAAUACGCAGCGCUCAUAAUAUUGUUGAUAUUAUAUUAAAGAAAAACACAGAUUCAAAAUUCUUAACUUUAGUUGUAACGCAAGCACAUGUCCUGUUGGUUUCCGCUAUAUCAUAUGAGUCAUUUAAAGUGCUUCAAAUAUACAUACAACAACCUAUACUAUUAAAAGAAUUAUAUGUUUAUGGAUUUUCAAAAGAAAGAUCGGAAUUGUCCACGAUUAGCAUAAAACUGCUCACAUUCAUUAUUCAUUGCCAAAAAAAAUCAUCGAUAAAGUGCAAACAGCCACUCAAGAUUCACAUAAAAAGCUUAGUUGAUCUCUUAUCAUAUGCGAGAAAAUCGUCAAAUUGCAUAAUAAAUGAAAUGCAAUUUGUAUGUGAUCUUUUAACACAAAAUGUUGAUAAAUCGGCUAUUGUUUUGCAAAAGAUUUCAUCUGCUAGUGAUGUGGACAUGGUUAUUUAUCUCUAUGAAGUUUUUCAUAUUAUUCACGCAAUGAAACAUGAGCCGCAACGGGAAACGGUAUAUCAAAGUCUAGUGGUUUUAUUACAUUUCUGUAAUACUAAAGUAACUACUAAAGCACCACUAGUACCUCAUAUUUGUACCGUAAUGAGUAAUUAUAAUCUCAUUUUUAAUGUCGUAAGAACACGAUAUGUAUCGUAUCAAUUUGUCGAGUUCGUCACUACAUGGCUUCGUUAUCGCAAAGCAACUUGCAACGAUGUAUUGUGGAAUCCUAGAUCGCUGUGUAAAACACCUUUUGAUCAAGUUUUGGAUUAUCUUAAAGAAUAUUCUGUGAUGUUACAUAACAAAGAGUUGAAAGAUGCUUAUCAGAGUCUUCAAUGUGCGGUAAGAAGUGUUUUAACAAUACUAGAAGUAAACUACAUAUUUUAUAAGAGCUAUCAAUAUCUUGUCACUUUUAUAUUUUUUUUUGUUCUUAAAUUUUUAUAUUUUUAUUUUAGCUGUCACAAUUCCAAUGAACAAUAACAAUUGUAUAGAUUAUAUCACGUUAUAUCACAGUAUAAUUAGUUUAUACAAGGAAGAAGUUAUAAAGAGUUCACAUAUAUUUUAUGAGAGAUUCUGAAUUUCCUAUUAUAAAACUUAAUGCAAUUUACUUUUUAAUGUAUAAUAACUAACUUCAAUUAAUAAGAGCUUAUGGUUCUGUA